AUGACAAGAUCUGAAGUUCGCGGAUACAUAAAAAAUCUGUCCUCAAACCUGGAUCAAGCUUUCGCAGACACUUUUGAUCGUAUCAAUACGCAAACUCAGAAACGGCGAGACAUAGCGAUGAGGUCUUUGAUGUGGAUCUCCCGUGCACGUCGGCCCCUCAGAUUGGAAGAGCUUUGCCAGGCCUUGGCUACAAGUAAUGGAGAUGCAGAAGUUGACCAAGACAAUCUCAUUAACCCGAAGAUGAUCAUUGAAUGCUGCUUUGGCCUCGUUGUCACUGAUGAGCAAACCAAUACGACUAGACUUGUCCAUUCAGCCCUUCAGGAUUAUUUACAAAGGCCAUCAAGAUCGAUACCAGCAAAUUUUAAUGAAGAAAGCUACAUCACAAACAUACUUUUGACCUGGCUUUGCUUCGACGACUUAGAUCAUCCAGGGCAUCUAAAGGACUCCUCACCACACUCUCGGAAAUCUACGAAGAUGUCAUGUGCCUAUACUUCUUUUGAUCGUUACGCUGCCGAGCACUGGUCUAGUCAUGCAGGGCAAGCGUCAACCGACGACAUCAAAGAUCUUGCGCUUGCCUUCUUGAAGAACUUAACGAAAGUCAAUCGAGCGCGUCGACGGCUCACAUUCUACAAAAUACAAAGCCAUACAUAUGAGGAUCUCAGAAUCAAGGACCGAAAGCACACUGGUCUGCACAUCAUCGCUGGCGCUGGACUAUGCCAACUUAUCGCAAUACUACUUGACGAUGGGGUUUCCAUAGACGUGGUCGAUCAUUAUGGAAACACUGCCCUCCACGAUGCAGCUGAGAAAGGUCAAGCAGCUGCGGUAGCCUUUCUCAUCAAACGCGGUGCUGACCCUAACGUGACAAAUUUCAAUAAUCUUUUGCCUCUUGACCUUGCCGUGAGUGGUUCCUACUCCGAGGCCGUGAUGGAAUUGCUUCUAUCCGGCGCCAAAGUCGAAACACGGGGCUUGAAUGGGUGGAGUCCACUCCAUAAGGCGGCAGAUAAUGGAGACACAGAAACCACUAGGCUUCUUUUAGAUUCUGGUGCUUCAGUGCAUACAGCAAGCGCUCGGGGUUUGAUUCCGCUCCAUAGAGCGGCUGGAAAGGGCCAUGUGGAGAUCAUGAAAUUACUGGUCGAUUCCGGCUCGCCCAGCGACACCAGCACCAUCGACGGUUGGACACCUAUUCAUGGCGCAAGUGUCGCCGGUCAAGAUGAAGCUGUACGCUUCCUUCUCAAUAUCAACGAUGGAGACAUUGACAAGGCAAACGAGGGCGGCCAGACAGCCCUUCAUCUAGCUUGUAAGUCAGGGCACUCACAAGUUGUGUCAGUGCUACUAGAGUACGGAGCAAACCCGCUUGUGAAGGACUCUCGCGGAGCCAUACCAUUGUACAUAGCUUCUAAAAGGGGUUUCAUGGAUGUCGUGGAAGCUCUAUUGAACCAGUCACAGGAUUGCGUAGACGCACAGUUGACACUCAAGCACAAAGGCAACCAGACUCCGGCACAGGGGGCUUUAUCUUGGGCUCAGUGGGAUGUGUAUGCUCUCUUAACAAAAAGAGGAAAGUCGACCAACCCGGCAGCCCUUCAGACGGAACAUUUGCCGCAAAUGGAAGACAUCAAACGUCUAGGUUCACUUUCGGCAGGACCAGAUUCUGAUCUUCAUACUGAGCACUCAUUUUCUUCAUUGAAGAAGUACCUCGAUCCUUACUCGGAACUCAGUACCCUUGACAGCUCAUUGCACGUUGCCUUACUCUUGAACGACGAAGAUUCCGUCAGGCAGAUCCUUUUGGAGAAGGAUAUUGAUAUCAAUAGCCGGGGAGUUGGUGGAAGACAACCGAUUCACUGUGCCUCAAUGGUCGACAACUCCAAUCUUAUCCGCCUAUGCCUCGAAUCUGGAGCCGAUGCAAGGUCACCCUUGACAAAUGGACAGACAGCUCUCCACAGGACCGCUAGAAUUGGUAGUCCUGAAACAAUCAGUAUUCUACUCGCGUAUGGUGCCGAUAUAGAGGCUCAGGAUUAUUGGGGCUGGCGGCCGCUCCACAAGGCUGCUACUAAUGGUUCCUUGGCUACGGUAGAAAGCCUCUUGCACCGCGGUGCUGAUACCGAGGCUCGCACGGGAGAUGGCUGGAGUGUAUCUGUCUGUGCUAGGCGUGCGGGGCGUGAUGACGUUGUUGAGCUUCUUGUAUCUGCGCGAGAGAAGCGAGAGCCGUAUUUGGCAUUUCCUAAGAUUGAGGACCUUAAUGUAUAA
Bacidia gigantensis is the source of this 2244-nucleotide messenger RNA. RefSeq lists its product as uncharacterized. The transcript has a single exon. NCBI's taxonomy places the organism in Eukaryota, Fungi, Ascomycota, Lecanoromycetes, Lecanorales, Ramalinaceae. The coding region runs from base 1 to 2244 and encodes 747 amino acids. The record is from RefSeq and is a predicted model, not a curated record. Gene Ontology annotation, molecular function: protein binding.